Penicillium macrosclerotiorum is the source of this 1539-nucleotide messenger RNA. RefSeq lists its product as uncharacterized. The record is from RefSeq and is a predicted model, not a curated record. The transcript is spliced from 6 exons. Lineage: Eukaryota; Fungi; Ascomycota; Eurotiomycetes; Eurotiales; Aspergillaceae. Gene Ontology annotation, cellular component: membrane. Gene Ontology annotation, molecular function: transmembrane transporter activity. The coding region runs from base 1 to 1539 and encodes 512 amino acids. Gene Ontology annotation, biological process: transmembrane transport.
AUGGAUGAAGAUCAAAGAUCCAAAGAAGCAAAAAAUAAUGAUAGCGGUACUACGGAGGAACUCGAAGUCUUGAGAAAAUCGGAAAAAGAUGUAUUUGAGCUCGAGAUGGUCAGUGUGACGAUGGAAAAUCGCAAGGAGCUUGAAAAGAAGUUGCUUUGGAAGAUUGAUCUGCGCCUAUUACCGCUCAUGAUGCUAAUCUAUGUACUGAAUUAUUUGGAUCGCAACAACAUUGCUACUGCGCGUCUUGGCACCCUUGAGGAGGAUCUGAAGCUGGAAGGCGACCAAUACAACACAAUUAUAAGUCUAUUUUUCGUUGGAUACAUAUUGACUCAGAUUCCUACCAAUAUGAUUCUCAAUAAAAUGAGACCCUCUAUUUUCCUGCCUUCUGUCAUGUGUGGAUGGGCAGUUGUCAGUACUUGUACAGGUGCUGUUCAAAACUACCAAGGGUUACUGGCCCUGCGUUUUGUUCUGGGCUUUGUCGAAGCACCAUUUUUUCCUGGAGCAUUGUUCCUCUUCUCAUCUUGGUAUACCAAGAAAGAACUAGCUGCCCGAAUAUCAAUCCUAUACGUUGCAGCCCAGAUAUCUGGAGCGUUUGGAGGCCUUCUCGGGAGCGCUAUUAUGUCUGGAAUGAAUGGGAAAGCAAGUCUUCCAGCUUGGAGAUGGCUAUUCAUAAUCGAAGGAGCAGCGACUAUCCCCGUUGCUAUGGUUUCGAUGUUCAUUCUACCUGACUAUCCAGCUACGACGAAAUUCCUGACAGACGAAGAGCGCGCGCUAGCCAUCGCUCGUCUUGCCGAAGAUGCCAACGAAUGCGACCACGAUGAGACUCAAAACAAGUGGGAAGGCCUUAAACUUGCAUUUACGGACCCGGUUCUCUACAUUAUCUGGUUGAUGCAGCUAGGACUGAAUACAUCCGCUGCAUUCACGAAUUUUUUCCCUACCAUUGUCAAGACAUUGGGCUAUAACACCACUUCUACCUUACUACUUUCCGCUCCUCCUUACAUUUUCGCCGCAUUUCUCAGUGUUCUCAAUUCGCUCCACAGUGAUCGUUUUAGUGAGCGUUGGUUACAUGUUGUUUGGCCACAGAUAUUCAGCAGCAUCGGUUUCAUUAUCAGUGCAGUGACUUUGAAUGUCGCGGCUCGAUAUAUCUCCACCUUCAUGAUGAUGUCAAUCUAUGGGUCUUUUGGAUGCAUUCUCUCUUGGGUCUCCGCCUCCUUGCCACGGCCUCGAUCUAAGCGCGCAGUUGCGUACGCGGUCGUCAAUGCCGGGUCCAAUUUCGCCUCCAUCUAUGCGAGUUACUUCUAUCCUGCCUCCCAGGGACCACAAUACUGGCAAGCCAAUGUUGCUAAUGUUGCUUUUUGUGGGCUAUGUAUCUUUAUGGCCACCCUCUUGCAUUUCAUCUUGCGCUGGCGUAAUAGGCGGCUUGAUCGAGCGACUGAUGCAGAUAUUGCAGCUGGUCGGGAUCCAAUCAUGGAGGGAUCGGAAUGUUAUCAGUUGGCGAUGGACUGGAACUGCCACCCAGGCUACCGUUAUACUACAUAG